CGGACUGAGCUCCGUUCUGGCUGGCCUACCAGGGGAAAUGGAGCCUGGGCGUCAGAUGGCCUGGUGUAUGGGAGUGGGCAGAGACUUGACGAGGCCGAGAGGGAGGAGGCCGCUCCACCCCCAGUUCCUUAUGGGUCCUGCGGUGGCUCUUUGCUUUUCUACGUAGCAUCCUCGUUUGGGAAAAGCCAAGAAGUGGAAUAACGACAGGGAACUGCCAAACGGAGAGACGCUUCUCAUUCUCCGUUUGGGCGGGCAGCGCUCAGUCACUGACGUCCCAGCGAGCAGUGAAGGGCAAAUCGCUUUUGAAAUAGCGUGACAUUAAACAGGAAUGAUGGCAGCUUUGGAUAAAAUAAAAGCAAAAAAGACUCUGGGAACUGUUGAUUAUGUGGAGUCAUCUGAGUUUGCACAAGGAAUUUUGCCUACGAAGAAGGAUGUCAUUCAAAACAUGUUGUAUUUGUUGCAUCCAAAAAGGGCUGGCCAAGCACAACGAUCCAAAGAAGAUGCUGCCCAGUUGCUUGCUGAACUUUUGCAGGAACAUUGGUUGUUUUGCAAUCUAUAUACCAUAGCAACACAGAGCAUAAAGAAGCAUAUUCUGAAAGUGUAUGAAGAAUUCUCAAAAUUAUACCAAUCCAGAAAGCGAAGAAAAAAUGAGCUGUUUACCCAGAAAGCAGAUGACUUCAACAGGAGUUCAGAACAGCUUUUUGAUAUAUUUUGUACAGACACUGUUACACGAGAGAAAUUGGAGCAGUACAGCGGUGUGAAAAUGACAGAUACUGAAUGGAAAUUCCUUGAAGAUCAGAGGAAUGAAAGAAAAAUGUACUUUGAGGACUUCAUGGACAAGAAACAAAUGGAAACGAUAGAAAGACGAAGAAAGGUUGAGUCAUUAGAGCAUUUCAGGAAGAUUGCAGAAGAAGAGAAAGAAGCUUGUAAGCGUAAAGAAAUGACUUCAAACAGGGAUGAACAGCCAGUUGAAGAUGUUAAUAAUAAGAAUAAAGAUGACUCCUGUCUUGAACACAACAAAGGAAUUGGAAGUUUUUCAGAUAAAGCAAAAAGAAAGCGUCUGUCUUCUUGCUGGGUUACUGGGACAGCAACUACAACCACUUACAAUGAGUCAGUUCCUUCUGAAAGUCAGCAUCUACGUAUGAAUAUCAGAAAAGUCAGACCAGGAUUCUAUGAGACUUUUGAUAAAUACAAGAAUUGCUAGCUCAGUAUCUGGACUCUAUGGAAGAGAGAGUUACAGACUUAUAGGAGUUCGUAAAGUACCCAGAUCAUUUAGGAGUUGGUGUAGAUAAUUUUGUUGGGCUCCAUUAUUGUACAACAGCAACACCAAAGCAUUGGUAACAAUAGUCCAUGGAAAAGGAUAAGAUACCAGUCAUUUAGGUUUAUAGCAAUCUAUUCACAAGGAGUAAGUAUUAGUUAUGAAGAAGCUAUGCCAUUAGCAAAGGAAGUCAGAAGAUCCAGUGUUUGUAAGCUUAAAAAAAUCAAGUGAAUGUGAACAGGUUAAAUUCCAUGAGAAUAAUGUAAUCAACAAACUGCUUAGGAAGAUAAUGUUUUCUCCAUUGUGUACAGCAUUCAAAUCAGACUGAGCAUGCUAAAAACCUUUUGAUGAAAAUGUAGUAUGGAGGUCUGAGAAAGAAAAUAUGAAGAGCAAAUUAAUUAAAUAAUGUGUUUCCCAUUCCAGCUGUGCAUCUCUGGAGACUGGAAGACCAUAUCCAAUUCAUUAACAUAAGUAGAUAAAGAAAUGGCUACUGAAAGGAGCAUAAUACAUGGUCUUUGUGUAACAUUGGAAUAUUGAGGAUCACAAUAAACUACAAACUCAAACCAUGACAACUACAAUAGUGUCCCUUAAGGAAAAACAGUAAUUGGUCCCAGUGAUUCAGAAAGUGCUGUUGUUUUCUAGGGAAAAAAAUACAAUAAUACCUGUCUGGCCCUAAGAGAUGUAGUAUAUAUAACUUGCAGGUAAUACACUGAGAUUCAAAUGGUUUUGAAUCUCAGGACUAGGUAUUUGUAGAAAAAGAAAUGGGUUGCUUAAUUGACCUAAUAGAUAAGUAGUUGCUAAGAGACCCCUAUACUUUGGCAAACCAGUUCUAAUAACUUGUGGGAGAAAAGAGUCAGGAAUUUAAAACAGUGGCUUUAGAUAUCAUUGUGCUGGUGACAACUAUCUUUUCUGAAUUCUUAGCAAAUAUCUUGGUGGUAAUAAAUUAUGUGGAAAAGUGGUUGAAAGUAAGAUGUGAAGAUGCGUAAUACACAAUAUGAUAAAAUUAGAUGAACUUGCUUAAAGGUUUAACAAAAAAAGUCUCAGACUGAUAAUUUUAAAUGAGUGCACUGUGAUGUUUGCAACAACAGAAAUACCUAGCUACUUAGUCAUACCAACUGAAUUGUAAAUAAGUUGUUGAAUCUUUAAAGAUUUAAAACAUAAACAGUUUUAAUUCUUUAACUUGUAAUUCUUCAUAAAGUAGCUAGAUACAUAUUUUUUGUUUCAUUUCACAUCUAAAAGCUUUUUUCUGUAUUUUUGGCAUUGUAUUUUUCAUGUACUCCCCUAUAACUACAUGACCACUGAAAUACAUAGUAUACACCAUAGAAGUAAAUAAUAUGAUUAAAACGUCCAAAAUGGAUUUUAAUUAUAUAAUUGUUUUGUAAGGAAAGUAUUGAUUUGAAUGCUAAAAUACCAACAAAUAAUAAGAAAAGCAUUAUUGGAAUUAAGCAAACUGGUCAAUUUUAAUGCCUCUGGGAAGCCUACAAAUAAGAUACUGUAUGUUGGCAAUAACUCCUAUUACAGUUAUUCCCUCGAUACUGGUAUUCAGAGGCAUAAUAUAUCAUGGAAGAUGGCAAUGGCAGACUGCUGCUGCCAAGAAAACUAUAUGUAGUUCUCAGGAGUCAAGCUUUACUCUAAAUUUUGGAAUUUAGAGCCAUAUAACAUCUAAAUAUUCAUAUUCUGAACCUCCAAGAAUUUUUCGAAUCCUUUAAAGUCAUCUAAAAAAGUGGCUUGUUUUGUAAAAAUGAAUUUGUAUGGUUAAAUUAAGUGCUGUGUUAUGUGGAAUAGCUUCUUGAAUUUCCCACCAUUUACCUUCACUUGAUAAUCUCGAAUUCUGGUGUUAUAAAGAAGAAAACAGAAAAUUAGACUUGGUUGACAAGCUUAGUAAAUGGGAAAAACAAGACCUGGGUCUUACUUUUUCUUUGAAAAUCUUGAAGAUUAAGGAAUAUAUAAAACAAAUUGCUUGAGAUGUUUUUGUAUAGGAUGUAGUAUAAAAAAUUAGAAGAAUAAUGGAAACUGGGAGAACUGAAAUCUUGAGAAUGGGAAACAUGUACCUCCUAUGUUAAUUCAUUUAUAUGUACAUUUUACAACUGAAGUGAGGUGAUUCAGUAUGUUGGCUUUAUAUUCACCUUACUUGAGCAGUACCAUGAUCAGCUACAGAAUAAUCAGAUUGCAUGACCAAGACAGUUAAUCAUACGAAGUAUUAGAAGGCUCUUGGUUAACAAUUAGUUUUAAUUGUUAAUUUGUUAUAAGCUGGGUGCAGUUUUUUUCUGGCCAAGAAUAAAAUUGCUUAGCAGCAUUCUGAAUGUCUGCUAUGCUUUUCAUCAAUAUGUUAAAGCUUUGUGCCCUUUAUGAAUCUUUUAACAGGGUCAGCAUCUGCCUGAUCUAACUUUAACUGGGAGAUGGAUCUGUUCCAUUUGUCAAAAAUUUUCAAGCUGAAAAAUUUUACUCUCUCAAACCUCUGCAAUUUUUCCUAAUGUUGUUUUGAUUUCUAACUUGUGCAUCUGUUUCUAGUGCUGAUUCUGUCAUGUGAAUAAACAUCCAUGACUGCUGCUGUUUCA
This is a messenger RNA of Candoia aspera, 3816 nucleotides long. RefSeq lists its product as uncharacterized. The record is from RefSeq and is a predicted model, not a curated record. The transcript has 2 exons. Bases 329 to 1204 code for a protein of 291 amino acids. Lineage: Eukaryota; Metazoa; Chordata; Lepidosauria; Squamata; Candoiidae.